AUGCUCUACUCGCUUGCAGCGGCGCUACUUCUGGGGCGGGCUCUUGCCGUCGACCGUCUUCUGGGCUUCAACGCAAAGCCCCUAGUUGAGAAUCGCGCCAUCGACGAAAUCUACAAGGCUGCUCUGGCCGAAGGUGGCGUCGUGACUCUGUGGCAUGGCGGCGACGAGACCAACCAGAGGGACAGCCUCAAGGAAGCCUUUGAGAAGCAGUUCCCUGGCAUGACGCUCGAUCUCACGGUCGACCUGUCGAAGUACCUCGACGGCAAGAUUGACGAGCAGGUCGCCGGUGGCAACGUCACUGUCGACAGCGUCAUGUUGCAAACGACACACGACUUUACACGAUGGGCACAACACGGCGUGCUUCUCAACUACGCGCCCAACAACUUUGACAAGAUCCGGCCCGCCUUUAAGGAUUCGACGUCGGCAUCGUACUACGGUACCGAGAUUCUCUGGCUGUCCAACGUCUGGAACACCAAGAAGCUGCCAGACGCCACCUUUGACACCUUCCAAGAGUUCCUCAAGCCCGAGUACAAGGACAAGAUCGUGCUUGCGUACCCCAACGACGAUGAUGCAAUCCUGUACGCAUUUGACCUCAUCAUGCAGCAGCACGGCAUCGCCUGGUUCGACAAGCUCCUAGCCCAGAACCCGCGAUGGGUGCGCGGGACGCAGACGCCAGCGACGCUCCUCCUCAACGAUACGGAGGAUGUGGCCGUGACCUUUACGACGAUUGUAGGCUUCGACCCUAUCGAGAACGCAAACCAGACGUUCCCGACCGACGGACAGUUCGUCAGCUGGGCGCAGACGGGCGGCAUCCUGGCCGACGCGCCGCACCCAGAAGGCGCAAAGCUGCUGCACAAUUGGAUCCUGAGCGACGACUACCAGAAGAGCUUGGGGUGGAGCGUCCGCGGCGACAUCCCGCGACCUGAGGGUGUGCCAGACAUGAUGAGCCUGCCGACGACCAACACGCCCGACUUUCCCCGCUGGAUGCAGGACCGCGGCAAGGUCGAGCGCCUGAGGUUCUGGUUCGAGAACAAGCUGGGAACUGCCCAGGGACUGAGCCCACUCAAGGACAACAUGUAG
Messenger RNA from Purpureocillium lilacinum, 1080 nucleotides. RefSeq lists its product as uncharacterized. Gene Ontology annotation, biological process: thiamine transport. Gene Ontology annotation, cellular component: outer membrane-bounded periplasmic space. Lineage: Eukaryota; Fungi; Ascomycota; Sordariomycetes; Hypocreales; Ophiocordycipitaceae. Gene Ontology annotation, molecular function: thiamine binding; thiamine pyrophosphate binding. The record is from RefSeq and is a predicted model, not a curated record.